CAGCCGCGGCGGCGGGGCAGGCGGUGGCGGCAGCGGGCGCUGGAAGAUGGCGGCAGCAGCGGCUGCUGCGGCGGCCGAGCAGCAAAGCUCCAAUGGCCCUGUAAAGAAGUCCAUGCGUGAGAAGGCUGUCGAGAGAAGGAACGUCAAUAAAGAGCACAACAGUAACUUCAAAGCCGGGUAUAUUCCGAUCGACGAGGAUCGCCUCCACAAAACGGGCCUGAGAGGGAGGAAGGGCAACCUGGCCAUCUGCGUGAUUGUGCUCUUGUUCAUCCUGGCUGUCAUCAACCUGACUAUCACCCUGGUCAUCUGGGCGGUGAUCCGCAUCGGCCCCAACGGCUGCGACAGCAUGGAGUUCCACGAGAGCGGCCUGCUGCGGUUCAAGCAGGUGUCGGACAUGGGAGUCAUCCACCCGCUCUACAAGAGCACGGUCGGGGGCAGGCGGAACGAGAAUCUGGUCAUCACCGGCAACAACCAGCCUAUUGUUUUUCAGCAAGGAACAACAAAACUCAGUGUAGAAAAGAACAAAACUUCUAUUACAAGUGACAUCGGUAUGCAGUUUUUUGACCCAAGGACUCAAAAUAUUUUAUUCAGCACAGACUAUGAAACUCAUGAGUUUCAUUUGCCGAGUGGAGUGAAAAGUUUGAAUGUUCAAAAAGCAUCUACGGAGAGGAUUACCAGCAAUGCGACCAGUGAUCUAAAUAUAAAAGUCGACGGACGUGCCGUAGUGCGUGGAAAUGAAGGGGUGUUCAUUAUGGGCAAAACCAUUGAGUUUCACGUGGGUGGUAACGUGGAGUUAAAAGCAGAAAACAGCAUCAUCCUCAACGGAACCGUGACGGUCAGCACGACCCGCCUGCCGAGCUCCUCCGGCGGGGACCCGCUGGCGGCCGGCGAGUGGGUGCGCUACAAGCUCUGCGUGUGUGCCGACGGCACGCUCUUCAAAGUCCCAGUGACCGCCCAGAACAUGGGCUGCCAGGUCGCAGACAACCCCUGUGGGAGCGCCCAUUGAAGGUCCAGAGAGGUCCCCGAUGCGUUCAUGUCGUGACUUGACAUUUUUUAAGAGUAUGCAUGCAAUUAUGUUUUUCCCAAGUUUGUGAUAACUGGUGAUUAUUUUAUCUGCAGAGCACUACUGUACCUAUUACGUAAUCUCCAUAUUUAAAAUAUUGUCAGAAAGCCUAAAUUCUAGUACCUUGCAUUGAGUUGCACUGAUCUUCACAUUACUCUUCGCUAAGAUAAUGAUCAGAAGUGAAUAAAAUCAAAAUUAAUCUUUUAAAAAGUGUUCUUAAAAUUCCACUAUGUCUUGUGCAAAAGGGCUGAAGCAAUGGGUCUGUCUCACUGCCGAUAAGCUGUUGGUAACCAACGGGCAUGAGCCACUCCCGACGCUGAAGGGCGCACACCAGUGUGUGCUAUGUGCUCUGCCUUUCGCUUUCUAAGAGGAAAGACAGACUUGUAGUGCAUUGACUUUCGGCCGUAUCCUCAAACACAAGUGAAGUCAUUAAAGAGCUUCACGGAUGUGAGACAGUAAGAAACUGUGGUCCCUUAGUUCUGCACUAGGAUGAAAAUACUCUAACAGAAUGUUUACUCAUUAAAUAUGAACACAUGCUAAGUGUUCACAAGGUGGCGGGAGUUAAAACACCAUCCUAGCUUUACCUUCUAGGCAGUGAGGACAGCUGUCACUUGUUAAGCGUCUGGCCACCCUCAGCAUUGUCCUGGCAUCGCAUGUACCGUGUGCUGUGGCUCUCGUUCUCACCAGAGUUCGUGCAUAGGUGUCCUUAUCGCAGUUGUGCCGUCAGGAAACGGAGGGUCAGCAAGUUCAGAAACUUGCCUGAUGUCACAUAGAAAGUAGCAGAGAUGGGACUCAAAUCCAGGUGUACCUGCUUCCAAAUACCUUGUUAUUUUCACUGUCUGCAUUAGUUUUAAUUAUUUAAAACUGUACGAGAUCAACAGACUCAUUUAAACAUAUAGAUAAGAAUCAAACAAAGCAGGUAUGCUUACUCUAGUUUAAAAAAAUAAAUAAAUAAACCGAUCAAUCUCACAUAAAAAAAAAAAAGUGGCCUAUCCCUGUCAGAUUUUAAAUGAUCCUAAGCCAAUUCCAAAAUGUUCUAUCAGACACAGGGAGGUCAACUUGGCCUAGUGAUGGGUUAACCCAUUUCUGACCGAUGGGCAUGCAUGGCUCACUGGAACACCUCAGCUGGGGAAAAGAGUUGCCAAAAUAUUUAUCCCCUCAGCCCUCAGGACAACACAGUGAGAAUUAGGGAGACCAUGACCCCAGGAAGUCCACUGGCCAGGAAUGGCCUGGUGGGUUCACCCUGGCAUGCACCAUAAAAAUAUUAGCUUUUUAAACUGUGUCAUGCCCUGACAACAGUUGGGAAGCCCUGGACUAAAAGGGCACUCGUGCAGCAAGUAACACAAGUAAUUUCUGAGUAUGAGAAUUGAUCUCUCUGCAUCAUCACAUCAUACUGAUUUACCUCUCUCAAAUCAGCGACUUUCAGUGUACUUUAUAUUUGACUUGAAAGGAACACUCUGGUAUUACUAAGACACGCACAGUAUCAGGGACAGGGACGUCGGAGCGGUGUGCUGUCAGGAAGCGGCAGUGGUCAAGCGUAUGCUCAGCCUGCACUCCAGUGUAACAGCGUUCCGUCAUGGUCACUGCGAACUGCGUAGAUAGGAAAGUGCAAAAACAAUUUGCAUUCAGCAUGGCCACGGUACUGUUUGAUAGCAAAACCACAUGUCUUUGGGACCGUAGACCACAACAGAGGCCGACGUACUAUGUGACACUGAGUGCAGUUUUUAAAUGAAGAUAAAGUGGAAUUUAUGACCUCUGAGUGUUAUUCGUUGUAGCAAUAUUCAGAAUCUAUUUUCAUAUAAUCAGUACCAUUUAAUUUCUGAAUGAUAUUCAGAAAAAAUUCAUUGAAAUGUUCUUUUAGAUGUUUAGUAUACUUUUAAAUUUUACAUUUGUUACCUGUCUGCUCUAUUUAGAUUUGUUUUGAAAAUUUAACUAUUUUACAAAAACUACAGAACACUAUGUUACAACAUAUUUAUUGAAUGUAAUUCAUGAAAUAAUCUAUUUUUACUUCCCUUUGAGAGGUAACUUGUGUUCUUGAUAAAUUUCCAUUAAGUGCUUUUAACACAAGAGGAUAUAUUCACGUUUUCAUAAAACUGAUUGUUAAGGUAACAGGUAUAGUAUUUGAGGACACUUUGAAGUUUGUCUUUGCCUUUUCCCUGAAAUGUAGACGUGGAAUUCACAGGGAAGCAGACGGAGAACAAACCAUCUAUUUUACCUGUGACCUGUCCUGCAUAACAGUAAAGCUUCCACUACUCGUUCUCACCACCAGGUGGCACUUUUCUACAAAGUGAAAUGUUAACUUUUCUCUCUGUGCCAGUUGUCGCUCCCCUGCACUGAGCACAGAUGUGACAAGCAGCAGACUGGGGGAGAAGGAUGACAAAGACAGGAUCCCAGGUGAUGGGGGCAGGCACACCCCUGUUUAAGUCAGAGUGGCACCUCAGAAGUGGUGCAGUGGUCACAGAGACCCUUGAGAUGAAAGCAAGAUGCUUUAGCGGCUGUCCAGGGAGUAGGUAGGAACGUGAAAGACAACACAGGGUGGGGACUGCCUGUAUAUGGUCUGUAAUACCUAAAAUAUACUUAUUUGUAUUCUUUUUACAAAUUUUGUAAAACAAAUUUUGUGCAAUAGCUCUGAUGAUCAAAGGUGGGAGUCCUAUGUAGUUUUGAAUGAGUGUUCUUAAGAGGGUAAGAAUGAUCCGGUGCUAAAUCUGCCAAAAAAGAGACCACUGAUAUGCCAAUAAUUUUAGUGGUCUUUUCAAAAGUGCUGAGGAGGCAAAGGUUACAAAUUAUGUCAUACAAACAUAAACCGAUUAAUCUGAUAUAGAUUGCUAACUUUGAGUUUCAGUUAAUUCAGUUUGUAACAACUAUUAAUGACCACUGUUUACAAUAAAGAUUCUUUCCAUUGUU
Messenger RNA from Phyllostomus discolor (pale spear-nosed bat), 3967 nucleotides. It is a transcript of the gene SGCB, whose product is annotated as sarcoglycan beta. Lineage: Eukaryota; Metazoa; Chordata; Mammalia; Chiroptera; Phyllostomidae. The record is from RefSeq and is a predicted model, not a curated record. The coding region runs from base 47 to 1006 and encodes 319 amino acids. Gene Ontology annotation, cellular component: sarcoglycan complex; sarcolemma. Gene Ontology annotation, biological process: muscle organ development. The transcript has 6 exons.